AUGGAGUUGCCUUCUCUGUCCUGCGUUAUCCUUGCCAUUUCAAACCCUUUUCCUUUGUUUCUUCCUCCUAUUUAUCUCUCUCUAUCUCUACUCAAUCUCUCAUCGGCAUUCCUCAAUCUCCAAUUCCCCUAAAGUUUUUAUUAUUUUAUCGUGGAUUUUGUGAUUCCUGGCGCAGAUCUGGGAGGAGACUGCACUGGAAGUUCUGAUUUGGUGUAGUAUUUGCAGUCUAUGGUGAAUUUUAGGGUUUGCUGAUGCGGAUCUGAGCUGUUAUGGCGGUAAAUUCGGUGUUCAGAUCUGGUGAAUUGAACGCGUUUUAGAGAGAGGGUAGUGAUGGCGGCUUUGCUGAAAGUGCCGCCGCAGUCGUCCGGGGGCACCAACGGGUCGUGCAAGGCCGACGUGGUGGUGUCCGAUCAGUUUCCGGCGGGUCUUAGGGUUCUUGUUGUCGAUGAUGACGUCACUUGUUUGAAGAUCCUGGAGCAGAUGCUUCGACGGUGCUUGUAUCAUGUUACAACUUGCUCCCAGGCCACUAUUGCUUUAAAUAUACUUCGGGAGAAGAAAGGUUGUUUUGAUAUUGUGCUGAGUGAUGUUCAUAUGCCUGAUAUGGAUGGCUAUAAACUUCUUGAACAUGUUGGGCUGGAAAUGGACCUCCCUGUUAUUAUGAUGUCUGCUGAUGGAAGAACAAGUGCUGUGAUGAGAGGAAUUCGACAUGGGGCUUGUGAUUAUUUGAUUAAGCCUAUUCGUGAGGAAGAGCUCAAGAAUAUAUGGCAACAUGUUGUUCGGAAAAAGUGGAACGAAAAUAAAGAACAUGAACAUUCAGGUAGCUUAGAAGAUAAUGAUCGGCAUAAGCGAGGAGGUGAAGAUGCUGAAUAUGCUUCUUCUGUUAAUGAUGGAGCAGAAGGAAUAUUGAAGGGUCAGAAAAAGAGGAGGGAUUCUAAGGAUGAAGAUGAUGGCGAAUUGGAAAAUGAAGAUCCAUCUACAUCAAAGAAACCACGUGUGGUGUGGUCAGUGGAACUCCAUCAACAAUUUGUCAGUGCUGUAAACCAACUAGGAAUUGAUAAGGCUGUACCAAAGAGAAUUCUUGAAUUAAUGAAUGUUCCGGGGUUAACUAGAGAAAAUGUAGCAAGCCAUUUGCAGAAAUUCAGACUAUAUUUAAAGAGAUUAAGUGGAGUAGCACAACAGCAAGGCGGAAUUCCUAAUUCUUUCUGUGGUCCAGUAGAACCAAAUGUGAAACUGGGUUCGCUUGGAAGGUUUGAUAUUCAAGCUUUGGCUGCCUCAGGCCAAAUUCCUCCACAAACAUUGGCAGCCCUGCAAGCUGAGCUUUUAGGUCGACCAACAAGCAACUUAGUGUUGCCAGCGAUGGACCAACCAGCUCUUCUACAAGCCUCUCUACAGGGACCCAAGUGUAUCCCUGUUGAACAUGGUGUGGCAUUUGGUCAACCUUUGGUAAAAUGCCAGACAAACAUUUCCAAGCAUUUUCCACCCACCGUUGUAUCUACUGAGGAUGUUCCUUCAGGGUUUGGAGCAUGGCCAUCUAAUAGCCUUGGUACGGUGGGAACUAGUGGUUCUCUUGGAGGAUUGAGUGCUCAGAAUAAUAACAUUCUGAUGGAUAUGUUGCAUCAGCAGCAGCAGCAUCAACAGCAACAACAACAGCAGGCUGUGAUACCAGAGCCCAGUCGUUCAAUUAAUGUGCAGCCUUCCUGCCUUGUGGUGCCGUCUCGCACUUCAGCUAGUUUUCAGGCAGGAAAUAGUCCUGCUUCGGUUAAUCAGAACUGCAAUUUUAACAGAAAUGCUGUUAUUGAUUACAGUCUUCUGACACCUCAGUCAAACAAUUCCUCAUUGAGUGUUGGACAAAUCUCAGAUGGGGAUCUAAAAAAUACAACUGUUCUUGGUGGGUUUUCAGCCCCAGGUUCCAUUUCUCCAUCAGUGUCAUCUUGCUCAGUAAAUGCUGGCAAUAGCACCACUCGGCCAGUUCAGAAUUCAACUGUAACCUUUGCUGCUCCCAGACAGUUGCCUGGGGUUGUAUCUAAUAUUUGCGAUAUCCAGGGCUCUUAUGGGGCUAGGUCAGGUGAAGUUCUGGAUCAAGGACUGCUUAGGAAUCUUGGAUUUGUUGGUAAAGGAACAUCCAUUCCAAGCCGAUUUGCUGUUGAUGAACCUGAAUCACCAAUAAGCAACUUGAAUAAUGGAAAGGUCUAUGGGGAGAAUGAAGGAAACAGAGUGAAGCAGGAGCCAAAUCUUGAUUAUAUGGAGAAUGCUAGAGUGGGUGUCCCUAUGUUACCACAUUUUACCCCAAAUGAUCUAAUGAGUGUUUUCUCAGAUUAGGCUUGAAUUGCAUGAUAAGCAGAAGGCUUUGAUUCCCUAGGAUGAUACAGAUUGUUUCUUGUGACCAUGUGUUGAGAAGAUAUUCCAGUUGAAUUCUGUGUAUUAGUUUUACUUCAGGCGCAAAUUCUCAGUGCCUGCUCCAAACUCAGGUGCAGGAGCUAAGAACCUAAAUAGUCAGUAUCCUCCAUUCUGAAAGGCGAGAAUUGAAAGAUGAAUUUCCUUUGUUAUGAUAGUCUCUGGACAGUGCUUGGGUAGGUUCUACAUACAUCCCAGUCAAGUAUUGUUACCUUUAACUAGUUCGUAGGAAAAUAAGUUGUCAAAGACUCCAGCCGCUUGAAAAUGGUGUCCGACAUGAAGGCGUUUUGCCAAUGUAACUGAGUAGUUAUAUGGGUUAUUGAUGUCGAAAUGCUCAUUUUUUUA
This is a messenger RNA of Vitis riparia (riverbank grape), 2739 nucleotides long. Its product is annotated as two-component response regulator ORR21. Gene Ontology annotation, biological process: cytokinin-activated signaling pathway; phosphorelay signal transduction system. The record is from RefSeq and is a predicted model, not a curated record. Bases 331 to 2319 code for a protein of 662 amino acids. NCBI's taxonomy places the organism in Eukaryota, Viridiplantae, Streptophyta, Magnoliopsida, Vitales, Vitaceae. The transcript is spliced from 6 exons. Gene Ontology annotation, molecular function: DNA binding.